This is a messenger RNA of Rhododendron vialii, 1234 nucleotides long. RefSeq lists its product as uncharacterized. Gene Ontology annotation, biological process: translation. Bases 231 to 998 code for a protein of 255 amino acids. Gene Ontology annotation, cellular component: cytosolic large ribosomal subunit; ribosome. The transcript is spliced from 3 exons. The record is from RefSeq and is a predicted model, not a curated record. Gene Ontology annotation, molecular function: structural constituent of ribosome; 5S rRNA binding. Lineage: Eukaryota; Viridiplantae; Streptophyta; Magnoliopsida; Ericales; Ericaceae.
AAACAAUAUGAACUAGACGGAGUGAAUUCCACGUUUCCACGAAAAAUCAUUCUCGUCGCUACUUACCGGUGACCAACUGAUACUCGCGAGUCGCGACUGAGUUCGACCAUAUUCACACUCAUUUCCUUCUAACCCACCAAAACCCUUGUUAACCCCCGCCUCUCUCUCUCUCUCUAACAUUUGUGCAUCGCUGCUCCUUCAUUCUCUCUCUCUCUCUCUCUCCACAACCAAUGUGGAUCCACCGUUCACUCCUCACCCGAACCCUCCACCUCCGCCGCUUCACCCAAUCAUCCGCCGCCGCGGCACUAACUCGCGAACCCGAAGUCCAAACCAUCGAACAGGAGUUCCCCAAACCGGACCCCAAGUAUGCCGAGACCAUACGCGCCGUCCCGCGCGCCGCCUCCGGCAAGAACAUCGCCGCCAAGGAACGCAAGGCGGGGCGCGUCCCGAGCAUCGUGUUCGAGCAGGAGGACGGCCAGCACGGCGGCAACAAGCGCCUCGUCUCCGUCCAGACCAACCAGAUCAAGAAACUCGUCACCCACCUCGGGCGCUCGUUCUUUCUCUCCAGGCUCUUUGACCUCGAGGUCCGGCCCGAUUUCGAGUCCGAGGAUGUCAUCGAGAAGGUCCGCGUGUUGCCCCGAAAGCUUCAUCUGCAUGCGGGUACAGAUAGAGUACUCAAUGUGACCUUCAUAAGGGCCCCAUCACAUGCAUUGUUGAAGGUUGAGGUUCCUCUUGUGUUUAGAGGAGAUGACAUAUCGCCUGGACUAAAAAAAGGUGCUUAUUUGAACAUUAUCAAAAGGACGGUCAAGUACCUUUGCCCUGCGGAUGUCAUCCCUCCCUAUAUCGAUGUUGAUCUGAGCGAGUUGGAUGUGGGCCAAAAGUUGCUGAUGGGAGACCUUAAAGUUCAUCCGGAUUUAAAGCUUGUUCAGUCAAAAGAGCAACCUGUCUGUAAGAUUAUGGGAUCGAGAGUUUCUGAUCAACAAAAGAAAUCGAAGUAAUCACCUGAUUUCAAUUUUUUUUUUUCUUCUUCUUCUUCUUUGGAAUAGCCCUGCUAACAAAAUCUGCAUCUGGGCAUGAGGCAGCUAUAAUAUAUGUUAGUCCAGCUUCAUGAUUUUGUUUUGAUUUUUUCACCCUUUUAAGGGAUAGUGUUAACAGAGUAAUAAUGUUGUUUGUGCUUGAUUGUAGUUCAUUUUUCUUUUCAUUCGUGAAGGAAUUUGGGGGUGGGUUGUACUUA